AUGGUACAGAAUCAAAAGACACCUCAACAACACAAUUCCACAUUAUUCAUAUCACCAAUGCUAAAUCGAAAAAAGGAAAUUUUCAAAACACCACCAAAUCCAACAAUAUCAACAUCAAAAUUACAUCAUACUCAACCAAAUAAGAUUUUUGAAACACCAGGAUCAACUUCAAAUAAUGCAAACAACUCAUCACUGUUUUUUAAUCUCGACAAAACAUCAAAUAACUUAAUAAAUAAAAGUGAUGAUUCCCUACCUAAUCAAAAUGAUUUAUAUUUAACCCCCAUUGAAAAAUUGCGGUUAUGGAGACAUGACUCAAUAAUGCAACAUCAACUCAAAACAGCGGAAUUUUUAGGUGAUAAAAUAUUGGAUUUGACCAAUGACUCAAAUGAUGCAUUUUGGUUAGCUCAAGUGUUUUUCAACCAGGGAAAUUACUUGAGAUGUAAAGAGCUAAUACUAUCAAAUGAAGAAUAUUCGAAAAGUAUUAUAUGUAGAUAUCUUGCUGGGUAUAGCCUUAUCAAAUUGGAGUUAUAUGAUGAGGCAUUGGAUAUAAUUGGAGAAAACAACCCAUUCGAAUCAUAUGAUAAAAUUAGAAAUGAUGAUGGAGGAGUUAAAUUAGAAUCAUCAAUGUGUUAUCUUCGAGGAUUAAUAUAUUCAUCCCAAAAUAAUUUUGAACGAGCAAAAGAGUGUUACAAGGAAGCAUUAUUAGUUGAUGUUAAAUGUUAUGAAGCUUUUAAUGAAUUAAUUGUAAAUAAUUUCAUGACACCAAAAGAAGAAUGGGAAUUUAUAACAACUCAAUUAAAUUUCAGAGAAAUGGAUAAUAAUGAUGAAUUGAUAAAGUUAUUAUACACCACAAAAUUGAAUAAGUAUUUGAAUAUUGACAAGUUCAAUGAAGCAGAAAUGAUAUUAAGAGAUGAAUAUGAUUUAUCAAAUAAUAUAGAUUUAAUGAUAAGUAAACUGGACUACCUAUAUAUCCAAUGCGAAUUUGACAACUGCUUACUGGUGUGUGAAAAAAUCUUGGAAAAGGAUAAAUUUAAUUUCAAUAUAUUACCAACUUACUUAAGUUGCCUUUAUGAAUUAGGGGGUAGAAAUAAAUUGUUUUACAAACUGCAUCAAUUGGUUGAAUUCCACUCUAAUCUGGAAUACACUUGGUUAGCUAUAGGUACUUAUUAUUUAUCUAUAAACAAAAUAUUAGAAGCUAGGAAAUUUUUCAAUAAAGCCACAAUAAUAAAUCCAAAUUUUGGACAAGCUUGGAUUGGAUUUGCUCAUACUUUUGCAGCUGAAGGUGAACAUGAACAAGCAAUAUCUGCUUAUGCAUUUGCAUCGAGAUUAUUUCCUGGAACUCACCUCCCAAAUUUAUUCUUGGGUAUGCAACAUUUACAAAUGAAUAAUCUUAAUUUAUCCGAAGAAUACCUUAUGUUAUCUUAUGAAAUAUGUAGUGAAGAUCCAUUAUUACUUAAUGAAAUUGGAGUAUUAUAUUUUCAUAAAAAUCAAUUUGAAAAAUCAGAGUUUUUCUUACAUCAAGCAUUAAUAAAAUCUCAAAAAUUUAAAAACUUAAAUUCAAAAACAUGGAUAUCAAUUAAUACAAAUUUAGGUCAUGUAUAUAGAAAAUCAAAUCAACCGUAUAAAGCACUUGACUGUUUAAAUCAAAUCUUACUUAAAUCGUCAUCAACGUCUACUACAUCUACAUCAAUCACAUCCAACUCCAAGAACGAUUCAAAUAUUUUGACUUCAAUGGGACUCAUAAACUUGAAAUUAGGUAAUUAUUUUGAGGCUAUUGAGAAUUUCAAUGACUCAUUAGCCUUAAAUCCUUUAGACCCAAUAACUAAUGACUUGUUGAAAAGAGCAUUGGAAAUUAACAAAUUAAAUAGUUUUAAAUUUUUGGAAAAAUAUGAAAAAAUUGCAUUAGAUAGUUUAGAUAUAGGUAAUUGA
Messenger RNA from Lodderomyces jiufengensis, 1929 nucleotides. RefSeq names its product anaphase promoting complex subunit. Gene Ontology annotation, biological process: cell division. The coding region runs from base 1 to 1929 and encodes 642 amino acids. The record is from RefSeq and is a predicted model, not a curated record. Gene Ontology annotation, molecular function: protein binding. NCBI's taxonomy places the organism in Eukaryota, Fungi, Ascomycota, Pichiomycetes, Serinales, Debaryomycetaceae. The transcript has a single exon.